UGUCAUCAUUGUGCUGUGCAAAAGUGUUUGAAGCUGGCAGAGGCCUACAAGCUGACACAGGUACGGUUACUAAUGAAAAUGAUAGGAAAGGUUUGACAACACUCCCUGUGUUGUUGUGUGAUCAACCCCACAAAGGGUGCACUAAGAACUUCCUGGUAAAAGAAAAGAGUUUUCUGUUGCUUGCGCUGAAGAGGAAAAGAGACUCUUGAGUGACUUCCUUGUUUGAGCUGGCAGCACACAGACAGUGUUUCAAUACUAUGGCGCCCAUAACUGUGCCGAAACAAGAAUGUAAUUGUGCAACCACGAGUGUUCUUGAAGAAAUGAAGAAGAAUAUGUUGGAGAAGAACAUAUGAUCAUCUUCGGUCACCGGCUGGAGGUUAAGUAGCAACUAGAACUAAAAAUGAGCCACGAGGGAGAAGAAAAUCAGGGGACGGGACUAAGAGACGUCUAUGACUUACUAGUUAAAGCACCUCAGGAGCGACUGCUAAGUCUGACAUUCCAGCUGGGUGAGUCUCCUGAAGAUAAUAUCAUACACGCCUUAUGUCUGAUCAUUCUCCAGAGGGAGACGGAGGCCCUGAACAAACUCCAGGCGCUGAGAGACAACUACCUUGCUAGACAUUUGGCUGAAAAGUGGCAGAUGAGUGGAGAUAAAUCAGAGGAUUUUGGCAUUCAUUGUGGUAAUUUCCAAGAGUUUACAAAGGAAUCUUUGGCUGCGUUGGCUCGUAUUUUCAAAGUUUUGUCACAGCAGAGGCUUUGUGAUCCACUUCUGAGAGAUCUGGCAUAUAAGAGAGCUCUUUCCAGUGACGGCCAAAAAACAAGCAAUUGUAUCGAUCUGGAGUAUGAUCAACUCACAGAGGAAGCUAAAGACAUCUGCGGGCCUCAGUUUGUAGAGUGGAUGUGCUCCCCCACAGAUCUCAAAUCAGUGUCUCUCCGUGAUCUUUAUGAAAGCCUGGACGAAGGAAACACAACUUUAAAAGUUACUCUGAACCAGGAUCAGCCUCACAGAGCUCACAGCCUGCCCAGCCCACUACAGGUGAGCUCCUCAAUGCCCUCAUACCCAUCUCAUCUAGAGAUAAGUAUACCUCCAACAGCCUUAUUUCAAGACGACAAAACAACUCAGGAAAGACCAGAUGAAUCCAAACUUAACACCCCUGUCCUCCCUGUUAGUGAGUGUGAAGCAAAAAAUGCACCUGGUCAAUCUCAGACGUCUGAGGAGCCUCAGCUUAAAUCCAAUGAACCAAAAAAACUUCCAAGGACGGACGAAACAUUCCCCGCAGAGAACAUUAAGUUGGACAGUCUUACCUCUCCUACCAAAACUCAAAAACCAACCACUGAAACAAAUCUAGUACGACCUACUGCAACAAGCAUUGUUCUACCCAUGAUGCCUGCUUCAAAUGAAAGUCCAGAAGAAGAGGAUGAGGAGGAAGAGGAGAAGGAAGAGGCACAAUUUUACGCGUUUGUCAUCUUUCAUGCGCCAGAGGAUGCAGAUAUGGCCGAGAGCAUGAGAAUAACACUGGAAAGUGUUAUCGGUUGCGAAGGUGCAACUUUCUCUGAGGAUUUUGCCAUCCCUGGAAGGAGCACCCUGAGGUGUGUGGAGGAUGCCAUCAACAACACGGCCUUUACCCUAUUGCUUCUCACGUGCAACUUCAGCACUCGCAUGCAGAAUAUCGAAACGGAUGCUGCUCUUAUCAACUCCAUAAACAAGACACACAAAUACAAUACUGUUAUCCCUCUGCUGCCGCGGAAGAAUCGCAUGCCCAGACAGAGCAUGCCUACAUUGUUGCAGACACUAGUUCCACUCGAUGAGAGCAGGAGCUUUGAGAAAAAAAUAAAAGCAUCAUUGUCUCCCGCGAGGAUUAGAAAACAGAAGAGAAUCUGGAGUGAAGAGCAGACAGUGAAAAAGGAGAGAGAGAGACAGGAGAGACUAAAGCAAUUAUGCCAGCAUCAAAAGCAGCUGAUCAAAGAGUGUAAAGCAGCACGUUUGCUGGAGAAAGAGAACUUCAGGCUAAUGAAACAACAACAACAACUUCUCUGUCCCAAUGUGCCACCAGAACAGGACGGUGGUGACGGCAGGGCUCAGCAACAAAACCAACAGCCACGAAAUAUUCAUAUUGAACAUGCUCAGUACAUUAUGAUUGGUAAUGAGUCUCGUAUGACUGUGGGGUUGGGUGGAGGUGAAGACAAAGAUGAUUUAGAUGAGCAAUAGGUACAAAUAUGAUGACUUGUGGUUAGAAUACGAUGAUAUUUUCUGAGUCUAUUUGUAGGAAUUGCGAGAGAUAAUCAUUUCUGAACACUACAGUGUCAGUGUUGCUGCAAUCACUGCAGAUUGUUUAAACUUGUUGGAGAAAGACAACUCAAUAAAACUAUCAUAAGAGCAAUUAAGUGCCAUGCUAAUGAUUUUAAAGGACAACAUAAGGAGUCAAUGAACAGCAGCACAAGGCCUUUCAUUUGAAUGUUUAGCAGAAGAAGACUGCCAUCUACUGACUGAUAUGUGGUACACACUUCAUGAUCUUAAGAGCUGUAUGGACCAACUUUAGGCACUAGGGAGCAAUGCUGUUACACGCUCCUUAUUGCUGCUUAUUGCUGUUCAUUACUCUUCACAGCAUCUUUGGAGUGCAGUGUCAUCCAAUAGCACUGCUGUUCUGUGAUCUGAGAGCCAAGAGACAUUUACCUUUAGUGUUUUCCUUAUUGUUCCUAAUUGUUCACAUGGGUUUGUGCAAGUUUAUCACCUUGUUUAAGUGAAGUUUGGUGUAACAGUAACUGUAAACCUUCAGUUUUAGUGAUCUGAUCAUGUUUUGAGCAUCCUUGUCUGACCUCAACUUUUAUUUCCCAUCUCCCGUGACAACUUUUUUGUAAAUCGGUAGUGAUAUCCAGUGUAUCAGCAGACCGAUGGGCUGUUAAAGACAUGGUACAUUACUGGUUACCAAUAAAUUCAUUCAUUCAUUUUA
This is a messenger RNA of Larimichthys crocea (large yellow croaker), 2948 nucleotides long. RefSeq names its product TIR domain containing adaptor molecule 1 (gene ticam1). Gene Ontology annotation, biological process: TRIF-dependent toll-like receptor signaling pathway; positive regulation of canonical NF-kappaB signal transduction; positive regulation of type I interferon production. Lineage: Eukaryota; Metazoa; Chordata; Actinopteri; Sciaenidae. Gene Ontology annotation, molecular function: signaling adaptor activity. The record is from RefSeq and is a predicted model, not a curated record. The coding region runs from base 401 to 2206 and encodes 601 amino acids. Gene Ontology annotation, cellular component: endosome. The transcript is spliced from 2 exons.